Molecule: messenger RNA, 2735 nt
Organism: Cinclus cinclus
Lineage: Eukaryota; Metazoa; Chordata; Aves; Passeriformes; Cinclidae
Gene: LRRC4B
Product: leucine rich repeat containing 4B
Exons: 1
Coding region: 1-1998 (665 amino acids)
Cellular component (GO): plasma membrane
Molecular function (GO): protein binding
Source: RefSeq, a predicted model, not a curated record
AUGGCGCGGCCACCUCACCUGCGGCGCUGGUGGCCCCCGGCUCCUCCCCGGCCUCCUCUCCUCCUGCUCCUGCUCGCCGCCGUCCCUUGGCUGCCGGCCGCGCCGGCCUCCUCGCCCAGCCCGUGCCCGGCCGCCUGCACCUGCAGCAACCAGGCCAGCCGCGUCAUCUGCACGCGGCGCGAGCUGCUGGAGGUGCCGCAGAGCAUCUCGGUGAACACGCGCUACCUGAACCUGCAGGAGAACCACAUCCAGGUGAUCCGCACCGACACCUUCAAGCACCUGCGGCACCUGGAGAUCCUGCAGCUCAGCCGCAACCUGGUGCGCAAGGUGGAGGUGGGCGCCUUCAACGGGCUGCCCAACCUGAACACGCUGGAGCUCUUCGACAACCGGCUGACCACGGUGCCCACGCAGGCCUUCGAGUACCUGUCCAAGCUGCGGGAGCUGUGGCUGAGGAACAACCCCAUCGAGAGCAUCCCCAGCUACGCCUUCAACCGCGUGCCCUCGCUGCGCCGCCUCGACCUGGGCGAGCUCAAGCGCCUCGAGUACAUCUCCGAGGCCGCCUUCGAGGGCCUGGUGAACCUGCGUUACCUCAACCUGGGCAUGUGCAACCUCAAGGAGAUCCCCAACCUGACGGCGCUGGUGAGGCUGGAGGAGCUGGAGCUGUCCGGGAACCGCCUGGGCCGGGUGCGGCCGGGCUCCUUCCAGGGCCUGGGCAGCCUGAGGAAGCUGUGGCUGAUGCACGCGCGCGUGGCGGCCGUCGAGAGGAACGCCUUCGACGACCUGAAGGCGCUGGAGGAGCUGAACUUGGCUCACAACGACCUGGCCUCGCUCCCUCACGACCUGUUCGCCCCCCUGCACCGCCUGGAGCGCGUCCACCUGCACCACAACCCCUGGCGCUGCGACUGCGACGUGCUCUGGCUCAGCUGGUGGCUCCGCGAGACCGUGCCCAGCAACACCAGCUGCUGCGCCCGGUGCCACGCGCCGCCCGCGCUGCGCGGCCGCUACCUGGGCGAGCUGGAGCCCGGCCACUUCACCUGCUACGCUCCGGUCAUCGUGGAGCCGCCGGCGGACCUCAACGUCACCGAGGGCAUGGCGGCCGAGCUGAAGUGCCGCACGGGCACGGCCAUGACGUCGGUGAAUUGGCUGACGCCCAACGGGACGCUGAUGACGCACGGCUCGUACCGCGUGCGCAUCUCGGUGCUGCACGACGGAACGCUCAACUUCACCAACGUCACCGUGCAGGACACGGGCCAGUACACCUGUAUGGUCACCAACGCCGCCGGCAACACCACGGCCACCGCCACGCUCAACGUCUCGGCCGCCGACGCCGCCGCAGCCGCCGCCGCCGCCGCCGCCGCGGCCACCGGUUACACCUAUUUCACCACGGUCACCGUGGAAACCACCGAAGGCGCCGGAGGCGACGAACAAACCCCCCAGACCCCCGCGGCGCCCACGGCGGCCGGCUGGGAACCGGCCGGCGCCUCCACGGCCGCUCCGGCCACUCGCGCCACCGGCAAACCCUUCACCGUCCCCGUCACCGCCGCCGCCGGCGCCGCCGCCGCCGGCGGGGGAGGCCUCCAAGAUUUGGACGACGUCUUGAAGACCACCAAGAUCAUCAUCGGUUGCUUCGUGGCCAUCACCUUCAUGGCCGCCGUCAUGCUGGUGGCUUUCUACAAGCUCCGCAAGCAGCACCAGCGCCACAAGCACCGCGGCGGCCCCGCGCGCGCCGUCGAGAUCGUCAACGUCGAGGACGAGCUGGCCGGAGGAACCGGCGGCGCCGGAGGAGGUUCCGGCAACGCCGGCGUCGGAGGGGACAACCGUUUGGCGUUGCCGGCGUUGGAGAGGGAGCACCUGGACAGGUACGCGGCGUUGGCCGCGCAUUACGGCGGGCCGGCGGCGGCGUUGGGCUGCGGGAAGACGCCGCUGCUCAACUCGGUGCACGAGCCGCUGUUGUUCAAGAGCCCUUCCAAGGAGAACGUGCAGGAGACGCAGAUUUGAGGGGUUUUGGGGGUAAUUUUUGGUUGUGUUGUUAUUUUUUGGUUUUCUGGUUUUUUUUUUUUUUGGGGGGUGGGUUUGGUGAUGGAGGAGCCCGCCCUGGAAAAAAAACAAACAAAAAAACAAACAAACAAACAAACAAACAAACAAAAAAACGAACAAAAAAACCAACAGAACGAAACAAAAGAAAACAAAAAAAAAAAAAAAAAAGGAAAGGAAGAACGAAACGGAAAAAAAAAAAGACAAUAAGGAAAAAAACAAAAAAAAUAUCGGAUCCCCCCCCUCCUUCUCUCCACGGAAAAAUCGCGACUCCAGGAAAAAGGGAGGAGGAAAAAAUAAAGUUGGAAUGAGAGUGGGGAGGGGGGAAAAAAAAAUGGGGGAGUUGGAGGUUGGAGGAAAUGGGGAGAGAAACCCGAAAAAUGUGGAGGAGACUUUUGGAAAAAUGGGGGAGAAUCGUGGAGAAAAAAUGUGGGGAGAACCCCCCCACCCCCCCAAAAAAAAAAAAACAAAAAAAAUGUGGGGGAGACUUUGGAAAAAAUGUGGGGAGACUCCUGGAAAAAAAAAAAACAAAUGUGGGAGAGACUCUGAGGAAGAAGUGGGGAAUGGUCCCCAAAAAAUGGGGGGAAAAACCCUAAAAAAUGUGGGGGAGACGCUCCUGGAAAAGGUGGAGGGGGAAAAAGAAAAUAAUAAUAAUAAUCCCAAAAAAAAACUGUGGGGGAGGUUGUGAGGAAGGAGGGGGG